CGCAAUCAUUAUCAUACACAUGACAGAAUUACUUGGAGCUGCCAAAUUCACCGACCUGCCCUCUCUGGAGCUAUUAUUCGGGAUCUAUAGCUUACGCCGAUUUCACGUAAUUACAACUUGUCACUAUCAGCUAUUACAUAGCUCCCCACCCCAUUUGCCGAUAACUUCAACAGCCCCUCCUCCUCUUCCCCAAUUUCCCCCGCUUGGACUUUUGUCUCACGUUUACAAGUUGAUUGCCCGAUAAAAACCCCUUUUUCGCUCAACAUAUGAACUCGUUGCGGGCGUCGCAGCGGUUGAGAUUUCUUGUUCCGUCACUGCAAAAGAAGCCGUCGUUUGUCCCACCAGUCUUCCGAGGAUUCGCAACCAUGGCGUCGACUACUGAUGUCAAGAACUUCAAGUUGAAUCACACGAUGAGUCUGGCUCUCAAGUUCUACAACCACCUCGGCCUCUCCCUCCUCAAGAAGCUCUCCUUCCCCGACGCAAAAUUCGACCUCUACUUCCUCGGCUACGACGCACCCGGCGCCGUCUCCCACGGGAAGAACCUCUGGGACAGGGAAGGCCUCAUCGAGCUGACGCACAACUACGGCACCGAAAACGACCCCGAGUACAAGAUCAACAAUGGCAAUGUUGAGCCCUACCGUGGUUUUGGACAUACUUGCAUCAGCGUCGACAAUAUCCAGGCUGCCUGCCAGAGGAUCGAGGACGCGGGCUACAAGUUCCAGAAGAAGCUCACGGAUGGAAAGAUGAGGCAUAUUGCCUUUGCGCUUGAUCCGGAUGGGUACUGGGUUGAGAUUAUUGGGCAGAGGCCGGUGGAGGAGACGGAGGGGGUGAGGGAGACGGAUUUGGGGACGUAUAGGAUGAAUCACACCAUGAUUCGGGUCAAGGAUGCGGAGAGGUCGCUUGAGUUUUACCGGGAGGUUAUGGGGAUGAAGCUUUUUAGGACUCAUGAGGCAAAGGAGGCCGGGUUCAACCUUUAUUUCUUGGGGUAUGAAGGGGAACAGGGGGCUGUUGUUGAGGGUGGUGAUACGGCGAAGAGGGAGGGGUUGUUGGAGCUGACUUGGAAUUACGGGACGGAGAAGGAGGAGGGAUUUAGUUACCAUGAUGGGAACAAGGGGCCGCAGGGGUUUGGGCAUAUUUGUGUUUCGGUUGAUAGCUUGGAGAAGGCGUGCGAGAGGUUUGAGGGGUUGGGGGUGAGCUGGAAGAAGAGGUUGACGGAUGGGAGGAUGAAGAAUGUGGCUUUUGUGUUGGAUCCGGAUGGAUAUUGGAUUGAGAUUGUGCAGAAUGAGAGAUUUGCAGAUAAGGCUAACUUUUGA
This is a messenger RNA of Podospora pseudopauciseta, 1313 nucleotides long. RefSeq names its product Lactoylglutathione lyase (gene GLO1). Bases 267 to 1313 code for a protein of 348 amino acids. The record is from RefSeq and is a predicted model, not a curated record. The transcript has 4 exons. Gene Ontology annotation, molecular function: metal ion binding; lactoylglutathione lyase activity. Lineage: Eukaryota; Fungi; Ascomycota; Sordariomycetes; Sordariales; Podosporaceae.